GAACCAGCGCCCCCCCGCGGCCGCCGCCGGCGCUGCGCACCCGGCAGGCGCGGACAUGUGGCCCGGCGGCCGCUGAGCGGGGCCCCCCAGCCCGGCCCAGCCCAGCCCAGCCCAGCCCGGCCCGGCCCGGCCCGGCCCGCCCUCCCGCCGCUCCUCCCGCCCGGGCCGACCCCGCUCGGCCCCAGCGCGGCGGCGGGAGCCGCUUCCGGAAGUCCCGAGGAGGCGGGGGCAGAGGAGGCGCCGGGGAAGCGGAGCCCCCGCUCCGCGCAGGUGGCCGCCGAGCCGUGACCGAGCGGGGGACGCGGCGGCGCCAGAAUAUAUAUUGUAAGAAGAUGAAGAACAGAAAGCAAUGUAUUGAAGAUACUGAGGGUCAGAAUCAUGAAGGCGUGGAAGGUGAAGAAAAUGAAGAAAACUGUUCCUGUUCUGCUUUAUUAUUUGGUGGUGACAUGUGCCCCAUCUGCCUGAACUGCCUUAUGGAACAAGAGAUCGGUUUUCCUGAGAACUGCAGUCAUAUCUUCUGCAUGACUUGUAUUCUCAGAUGGGCUGAGACACAGGCUGUAUGUCCUAUUGAUCGCAGACCAUUUCAAGCAGUCUGUAGACUUGAUGAACUAGAAGAGCGGAUAAAAAUUCAGGUUAAAAAACAAAGGAGGAGGAAGGAAGAGGAGGAAAACUGUGCCUGCAAUAAGGGAAAAUACAGCCAUGCAAAGAUGAGAAGAUUUGUGAGAAGAGCUGUGUGUCCAGACAGAGGGCCAUUAGCAGCAAAAUUAAGCAAAGUUGUGAAGAAAAAAUACAGUAAUAUUUUCUGUGAGAAACGAAGUAAGAAAGCUUUGUAUGUGAAGGUAAACAAGCCCAGCAGACAGACCUGCUGGAAUGAGUGCCUCAGAACUACUUUCUUCAGCACGCUUCCGGCUGGUAGUAGCAACGAAGAAUCCUUUUUUAGCUGUAGAAAUGACUGUACAGAAUUCACAGAAGUCAAUGCAGCAAUCAGACAGAAGAGACAAGAACUGGAAUUGUCCUGUCCAUCUGUGCUUGCUAGAGUUGAAAGAAUACCUUUAAUGUCUCAUGGAGCUCAAGCUGAGACCUUUCUUCUCACUUCCACUACACUGACAGGGACAAUUCUUCCAAGUAUCAGGCCCUUGGAAAACUUUGAAUCUUUAGGCAAAGGUUAUGCUGUUGCGUGUACCCAAGAAGGAGAAGAGAAAAAGCAAGCUUCUGGUUCAUCUGGCACUAGGGGAACUAGAAGGAAAUUGGUCAGUACUACUCCUAGAAGAAGGUCUGCACGAAACAGCAAAAACGAGACUUUGGGUCAAUCUCGGAGCUCACCUCGGUCGAGCAGUUCUGCGUGUGGGUCCUCUGAUGGCAAUAACCCAUCCCUGAGUACAUCUCCUUCAGAAUCAGAGAAAGCUCCUCCAAAACGGAAAUCUAAAAGAAUAGUUAAACAGCCAACACCUGUGGUUAAAAAGAAACUGAGAAGUUCUACACGCUCAGAAAAGUCAUCCAGUGAUUCAGUGGAAGAUGAUGACGUUGCUGAGUCUGAAGCAGUUCUGACAUUAGAUAAAGACCAGCAGUCAGAUAAUGAAAGCAGUAACACAAGCUUUUCACAGAAAAAUAAUGCAGAAACAGAAUCUGCUAACGGAUUGGAAAGCUGUACUGAACAUGCAGAAAUUGAGGAGACUACAGGAGAAUGUGACAAAGGUGAAGAUACUUCAGGCAAUGCAGAUGUAAGUUUUUCUGCCCAAGAAUCUCCAGUACCAGCUUCAGUAGGUGAAUGUCAGGAAUUUGAAGUAAAAGGUGUUACUGAAAAAAAUGCAGAUCAUAAGAAUCGGGACCUCUGUGAAAAUACUGGUGAGCAAAUACAAACAGUAGCUAGUCCUAGAGAUGAAGUAUGUGACCAUGCAACUUUUGAAAAAGUAGAUCAGAGGUUGUGUAGUCCUCAAAAUGAAUUGAUGGAGAAUGUAGAAACUGUGACAAAAACAGAUCAACCCACAGCUAGUCCAAAAAAUGAAUUGUUGGAGUGUCCUGAAUCUUCGCAAAAAGAUGAGCCAUUAGAGAGCACCAGAAGUGAAUUGCCUCAGCAUCCAGAAGCCAUAGAAAUAGAUAAUUCUGAGGCUGAAGAAAAAACAAUAGUAGACUGUGCAAGUGCGGAUAUUCAAAACCUAAAAACUGUUCCAGAUGAAGAACCAGACACAUCAGUACACAGUGUUUCUAUGGACAGUACAUCAGAGCAAUCCUUGAAAGACAUUGCCAUGCCAGAAAGUGAAGAGGGUAGAACUUCAGAGUCACUCCAGCUAAAUGCUGAACAUAAACAUUUUGGUGAAGAUAAUAAUGAAAUGAUACCCAUGGAUUGUGACUCAUUUUGCAGUGACCAGAAUGAACCUCAGAUUGAGCAGUUACCACCAGUUGAAAGCACAGAGCAAGGAGAAGUGAACUUACAGUGUAAUGUGGAAAACUGUACAUCAGUUUUAGGACUUUCUGAUGAAAAAGAUGAAGCUAAUCCUGAAGAAAAGGAAUGCCAGUCAGAACUCAAAAAAGAAAAAAAGACUAGAACUAGAAGGUCUAGAUUUCACUCUCCAUCAACAACUUGGUCUCCUUCUAGGAGAGAGGGCAGGAAAUCUCAGUCACCAUCCCCUAAAAGGGAGGUGACCAGAGACAGGAGCUCCCGAUCACCCAAGAAGGAAACUGUCAGGGAGGGAAGGAGGUCCUCAUCUCGGUCUCCAAAGAGAGAGACACUCAAAGAUGAGAAAAAAACACCAUCUCGAUCUCCCAAAAGGGAAACGGUCAGGGAAAGCAGGAGAUCAUCUUCUCGGUCAAGAACUAAGGAUUCAUCUCCGAGGCAACAAUCCAGAUCUCGAAGCAGUGAUAGAGAUAGUCAAAGAAGAGAUCGUGACAGAGAAAGAAGAACUAGGAGGUGGUCUAGGUCACGGUCACGAUCUAGGUCAAGAUCACGAUCUAGGACAAGAAGUAAAGGUUCUUCAUUCUCUAGAAGUGAGCGGGACAGUCAUUCACCUAGAUGGAAAGAGAGAAGGUCAAGUGACAGCUGGAGGAGUCCCAGAGGAAAUGAUCGAUACAGAAGAAGUGAUCAAGAGAAACAGAAUGAAAGUCUUAACAAAGAGAAGGACAAUACAGAAAAAACCAAUGAUCAGUAUUCCUCAGACAAGCAGAGGAAUGAUUGUCCAGACUGGGUAAUGGAAAGAAUAAAUGCUGUUCCUGAAGUCAGGAACAGAGAGAGAGAGAAACCACAUUGGGAAGAUGCCAGGCAUGAUAAUUCAGGACACUCUUGGAAUAAAAACUUUGGUUCUGGUUGGAUUCCGAAUCGAGGGAGGGGUCAACGUGGCCGAGGUGGGCGUGGGAGAGGUGGUUUCAUGUAUGGAGACCAGAGUGAAAACCACUGGCAAAACAGAAAACCUGUCUCAGGGAAUGCAAAUGUUUCUGGGAAUGAAACGUCGAGGUUCCCGGAACAUCAGCCAUACAAGCGUAAGAAUGAACAAGAUUAUUCUUUUGAUACACCUGCUGACAGAUCUGGGUGGACAUCUGCUUCCAGCUGGGCUGUGAGAAAGACUUUGCCUGCUGAUGUGCAGAAUUAUUAUUCAAGAAGAGGACGCAAUUCAUCAAGUCCACAGUCUGGAUGGGGCAUGAGACAAGAGGAGGAGGCACCUGAACAAGAUCCAAACCUCAAAGACCAAGGCAACCAGCAAAGUGAUGGUUCUCAGUUACCAAUAAAUAUGAUGCAGCAGCAAAUGAAUGUAAUGCCACAAGUGAAUGCACAGCACCAACCUAUGAAUAUCUUUCCGUAUCCAGUGGGUGUUCCUCCUCCCAUGAUGAAUAUGCAACGAAAUCCUUUCAGCAUCCCCCCUCCAAUGCCCAUGCAUCUCCCUACUGGAGUGCCUCUCAUACAGGUAGCUGCUCCCACAAAUUUGUCUCAGGGAUUACCUCCGCCUCCACCUCCACCCCCACCAUCUCAACAAGUCAACUACAUUGCUUCACAGCAAGAUGGAAAACAAUUGCAGGGUAUUCCAAAUGCUACUCAUGUGAGUAAUAACAUGAGUGCUCCAGCCUUGCCUGCUCCAACAGCAGUCGUGGCAAGUGUGGGAACAGUUCAGGGACCAAGUUCGAGUAACGCAACGUCGUCAAGUCACAUCAAGAACUCUAAUGCAGCUGUAAAAUUGGGAGAAAACAAAGCAAGUGUAACAGUGGAAGCCAGUGCAGAUAGCUCGAAGAAGGACCAGAAAUUGUUAAUACAGGAAAAAGCAGCACAAGAAGUCAAACUAGCUAUUAAGCCUUUCUACCAAAAUAAAGACAUCACCAAGGAAGAGUAUAAAGAAAUUGUGCGGAAAGCUGUUGAUAAAGUUUGUCAUAGCAAGAGUGGAGAAGUUAAUUCUGCAAAAGUGGCAAAUCUAGUCAAAGCCUAUGUGGACAAGUACAAACAUUCACGGAAGAAGAAUCCUGAAGAGGCUGUCUCCUGUGAAAGGAAGUAGAACAUGUUUUCAGUUUUUAAUUUUAUUCUAUCUGCAAAGUGCAAUUUCAACAUGAACCGUUAACUGAAAAUUGUACAUGACAGUGGUUUUGAUAAAAUUAUUUUUCAAUGUAGUAUAUAAUGUUUUGUUCUAAAGAAAUAUAGAUCUACAGGGCGACUUCUUUAUUCCUUUUUAAAAACAGAUGUCUAAGAAAAAAUAAAGUUGUAAAGAAAAAUCAUUAGGGGUGUAUGAUUGUGUGGAUACUUAGAUGUACAGCAUUUUGACUUGAAUAACAGAGUGCAUUAAAUUAGAAACUUCUGAGUACUUGGUUUUGGAACAGGUAUGUACAGUACAUGUGAUGGGUCAGAUUAAAGUAAAAUUUUUCUUUUGAUUUCUCCCUAAUUAUAGCAAAGACAAAAUAGUGUAUUGCCUUGACAGUUAUUUCUAGUGUUAACUGGAAAGGCUGAAUGCAGGGGUCAUGAUGUGUAUAUAAAAAAAGCACGUGGAGUUGUCUGAACAGAAGAACUGUUUGGGUUUUAAAGAGAAAAAUCAUGAACAGUAAAAUGCAGUGCCCAAAACUGUGGGUGCUGCACAUCUGUUGUAACACCAAAUAAAAAUUACGCUGCUUGGUUUCCUUUGUGAUGUUUUUCAAUUUGUUUCAAGGUAGUGGGAUGAGCUUGAAUAAUUCUUAUGUGCUGAAAGGACCUCAGUUGCCAUGCACUGACAACCUCAGUUCAUGUCUAACCCUGCUCUUAGCUAGUAGGAGGUGAGCAUGCUAGAGCUGGAUGUUCAGAAACAGAAACCAUUUUCUUCUUCAAGUAAAGCCAAGAAAGCUGGAAUUUGUGACUAGGCUCCCAGUUAUCCGAGACAGGCCCCUGUGCCAAAAUUAGCUGUGUACUACUUCUGUUCACUACUGAGAACUGCAGCAUGGAGUACCAGACUGGUAUCAUUGAAUGUGCCCACUCUGAAGUCAGGUGCACCAGCUGUUCUGUUUCCCUGAACACUUGAAUGGAGAGAAGUUCAGAGAGGUACCACAAACAUUUUAAAAGCAGGUGUGGUGCCAGGGAAAUGCUUACACCUAAGGUAACACCAGUUUUACUGAGGUAGCAGCAGGGAGGGUUGCUGAAACAGAGCACUGUGUGUACACCUUAUGGAUAGAACACCUUGGAAUCCUUCUGGAUUGGAGAAGCAGAUUUACUCUUGAGACAGAGAUACUUGUUCCCUUAAUCUCAGAAAGGGUUAUUAAAAUUUCAGCACUCCUCCUCCAGUCCUGCUGUGGAGUAGCAGCAUUUGGCUUCUGCUCCACCCCAAGGAGCUGGGCCCACAAGGCUGAAUAAACCAUUCUGCCAGAGAGCAUCAGUUGGGCUUUCUGAGAAAUUAAUCUAUCUCUUCAUAGCCAGUGGUAGUGGUUCCCAAAUGAACUUUUCUUGGCAGAAACCUGUCUUACCCAGUUAAGUGACUUGCAGAAGCCUGAGAAUAGGGGAUAUACACUCCUGUACACACAUGAUAAUAUGAGAGAUAUAUCUGUGUAAAAAAUGUGAUGUUUGUCACAACAGUUGAUCACUUGGUUUUAAGUAUAACUUUCUGCAGACUUAAUGAAGCAGUUGACUGUAUUUAUUUUUCUGUGCCUAAAUAAAAAUGCUAUGUAAAUUAGAAACAGGUAACACAUUUUCUACAGACAAGCCAGGUUUUAGAUUUUUCAAAAUACUCAGUUUUACACUGUAGUACCAAUUUGUGUGAUCUCUUGAACUAUUUUAAGCUAUAAUUGAUGAGCACUUUCAAAAAAUGUUGUAGCAAAUUGCUAUGUCUGUCCUGGUCUAUCAUGCCAUGCAUACUUGUUUUUAUUACAUUCUUCUCUGGAUUUUUGGAUUUUAAUGACUUUUUAUAUCUUUUUAUCUAUACAGUUGAGCCUUACUAUAAAACCCCUUUCAGGAGCCAGAGAAAUCUUUUGUGGUUUGUUAGGGGUUUUUUUCCCUUCUCAGAGGAGAGGUGGAAAUUGGGUGGGAAGGACCAAUGGAGGAUUUAAACUGGGAGAGGGGAGGGGACCACUAAUGGCUUGUUUUGCAGCUCCUGGCUGGAAGAGAAGCUGUCACUGGCUGCCACAUUGUUGGGACAGUGACUAUAGUGAUGCUCCACUGUAUUUCAAAACACAAUGAAGAAUAUUGGAUAGAAUAGCAUAUGAUCAGUAACUUUAUUUUUUACAAUUAAAUCCUUCAGUACGUAUCAGAAAAUAUGCAGUUUGUUGCCAUUUCUAUGUUGAAUUAAAAACAAAACAAAACAAAACAAAAAAA
Apus apus (common swift) is the source of this 6745-nucleotide messenger RNA. It is a transcript of the gene SCAF11, whose product is annotated as SR-related CTD associated factor 11. Gene Ontology annotation, biological process: spliceosomal complex assembly. Gene Ontology annotation, molecular function: RNA binding. Bases 333 to 4475 code for a protein of 1380 amino acids. The record is from RefSeq and is a predicted model, not a curated record. The transcript is spliced from 15 exons. NCBI's taxonomy places the organism in Eukaryota, Metazoa, Chordata, Aves, Apodiformes, Apodidae.